AUGGCGCGGAUAGUUUCGGGCGCUGAUAUUUACGGACCAGGUUCCUGGAUUGACUCUGAGGCACCGCCAGUGCCUGAUGAUGCACGUCGACUUCUCAAGGUGCUGGCGGAAGCGACGCCGGGAUUCACCAAAGAUCCUGCCGUUCUGGACACUGUAUCUUUCAUGGGUUCCCCUCACACAAUUGUCCCCGGCCCAUUAAAAUCGGCCGUGAUCGCUGGGGCUUUGCAUGCUAUGAGCGGCAUAGUUGCUAACGAGCUCCUGGAGCUCAGAGACGGCCAAAGCUCCAGCCGGACUGUGUCUAUCGAUACCGACCAUGCUGCAUUUUGGCUCGGAAGCGUGGGCAUGACCAAGCGAAACGGCCAGACUGUCCGGGAGAUCGCCAGGGAUGGUAAGUUAGCUGCCAUCUUCCCUAAAGAUCUCGAAGGAGACAUCUUCGGAACGCCACUAAAAUUGCGCGCUACGGCAAACUACGAGACCAAGGAUGAAGGCGUUUGGUUUCAGUUACAUGGGUCUCUAGGCGCAGAUCCGGUACUGCAGACCAUUGGCAUAGACCCAUCACAAGAGUGCAGCAGUAACGAUGAGGCCUAUCAAGUCAUUGCCGAGCAUGUUCGCAAGUUUGGAGCGCAUGAGCUGGAGAUGAUGUACUUCGUUCAAGGCCUUUGUGGAAGUAUCUGCUAUACUCCGGCUGGAUGGAAACAGACACGCAUGGCCAAGGACUUGUCUAAGCACCCCCUUAUCAACUACAAGCAGCAGACACAUACAGUCCCUACACCAGCCAUUCCGUUGCCAGUAUCUGCCGACAAAAGGCCCCUGGCCGGUAUCAAGGUCGUGGAGCUUGUCCGUAUUAUUGCAGGCCCCGUGAUGGGAACGACCUUGGCUGCUCUUGGAGCGGAUGUGAUCCGCGUGAACUGCGGCCGCCUCCCUGACUUCAAUUCACUUCAACUGACGCUGAAUGCUGGCGUCAGAACUGUGGACGUUGACCUGGCUAAAGAUGAUGAGGUAGAGCAACUACUCAGAUUGGUCACAGAUGCAGACGUCUUCAUCCAAGGCUACAGGCCAGGAGUGAUUGCCCAGAAGGGGCUGAGCCUUGAUAAUCUCCUAGAAAUAGCUGGCAAGAGAGGCAAGGGCAUCGUGUAUGUGGAGGAGAACUGUUACGGGCCAGAUGGACCUAUGGCCCAGCGACCUGGCUGGCAACAAAUUGCUGAUGCUGCUUGUGGGUGUUCUUAUGUUACCGGGCGAAGCCUGGGACAUAAAGACGGAACAUGUGUCCUACCCGCUCUGCCUGUGCCGGAUAUGCUCACAGGUUUGAUCGGAAGCAUCGGCACUAUGAUGGCCAUCAGAGAUCGUGCACGCCAAGGCGGCUCCUAUCACGUGUUUGCUUCCCUCAUGGCCGCGGCUGCUCUCCAUCUAAGUCCUGAGGUCGGAUUAUACUCACCAGAUAUGGUACAGGACUGUAACCAGAAGUUCGGUUGGAACGAAACUGGCCCUAACCUCUUUGUACUUGAGCUGUUGGACGUGGUACUUAAGGCAUGGGGUCAAGCGAUGCCGAAGUACUUCGGAGAAGACUCACCUUGUAUGUCUACCUUGAAAGGUGACUGGGGUGAACUUAAAGUGCUGAAGCCGGUUGUCCAGCUGAGUGACGUUAACGCGUCACCGCACUUCUCAUCCGCGCCAGAGCCUAACUGCUAUCGCGACAGUGCUGCGAUGACGUGGCGAUAG
This is a messenger RNA of Fusarium redolens, 1719 nucleotides long. Its product is annotated as CoA-transferase family III domain-containing protein. The coding region runs from base 1 to 1719 and encodes 572 amino acids. The record is from RefSeq and is a predicted model, not a curated record. Gene Ontology annotation, molecular function: catalytic activity. NCBI's taxonomy places the organism in Eukaryota, Fungi, Ascomycota, Sordariomycetes, Hypocreales, Nectriaceae. The transcript has 2 exons.